Pelodiscus sinensis (Chinese soft-shelled turtle) is the source of this 5578-nucleotide messenger RNA. Lineage: Eukaryota; Metazoa; Chordata; Testudines; Trionychidae. The record is from RefSeq and is a predicted model, not a curated record.
GUGAAAAACCUUUCCUCCCUCCCUCAUGCUCUCAUUUGCAGCGCUGCCUAGCACAGCUCUGUCCUCUCUCUCGCUCCUCUCCACAAAGGUACCACGAGCAACUGCGGCACUUCCUAUGGAGUAGGCUAUUCAAACAGUAAUAAAAGUUAGUUUGUUUAGGGACCCCCUCACUGCCCCCCAAAAAACCCAAACCAAACUUCCCCUCUGCAAGCCCGAGGAGAAAGUGUCAGCUAAGAAGUUCCAUCCCGUUGCCCGGAGGACAGACUGCCGUCCGAUCUUCCACCAAUACCGGGAGCAUGCCAGUGUUUAGAGAAAACAUGCAAGGGAGUCGACGUCACUGCUUGGCAAAGGACAAUCAAAGUAUUCAGUGUGCGGUGAAGUCCUGCUCCGGCGAGUAGGGGGAAAGGCUGGGCUCAGGAGACGGCAGCUCCAGGAUCCCGUCGACAGCCCAGCCGCGACGCCAGGAUGCUCUCCGGCGCUGUCUCACUGCUGCUGCUUGUGGCUGGCAUCCGCUCGGUGUCGGGAGGAGGUGCUGGCGGUGGAGGAUACGGGCAAGUGAAAUACAUGCAGCCCAUGGUGAAAGGGCCCCUGGGGCCCCCAUUCCGGGAAGGCAAAGGGCAGUAUCUGGACAUGUCACCGCUCCUGCCGAUGGAUCUCAAAGGAGAGCCAGGACCCCCAGGAAAGCCAGGCCCAAGAGGACCUCCAGGCCCCCCUGGAUAUCCAGGAAAACCAGGCACUGGGAAACCCGGACUUCAUGGCCAGCCAGGCCCUGCUGGACCCCCAGGAUUUUCUGGUAUUGGCAAACCAGGGAUCCCAGGGCUUCCAGGAAAGGCAGGUAUGAAAGGGAUGCCCGGCCCCAAAGGUGAGCCCGGCCUGAGAGGCGAGCAAGGCCAGCGAGGGUUACCUGGCCCGCCAGGCUUGCCUGGGCCAGCAGGCAUCUCAGUCAACGGGAAACCAGGCACGCAGGGUGCUCCAGGCCUACCAGGAUUUAGGGGUGAGCCUGGGCCAAAAGGGGAGUCAGGGCCUCGUGGGGAGCGUGGCUUAAAGGGUGAAAAUGGGGUUGGGAAGCCAGGUUUUCCAGGCCCCAGAGGAAAUGGAGGCCCCCCCGGCCCUGCUGGGCCUCCAGGGCCAAACGGCAUUGGGAAACCAGGCCUUGAUGGCUUGACAGGUGCUCCAGGAGGGAAAGGCGACUUGGGUCCACCUGGCGCCCCUGGGAUCAAUGGGGAACCGGGGCCAAUGGGGCCGCGGGGCCCGCCGGGCAUUGAUGGGAUAGGCAUCCCGGGGGUGGGAGGGCUGCCUGGGAUGCAAGGCCCUGUGGGGCCAAAAGGAGAACCUGGUAUCCGGGGCCUUCCCGGGUUACCUGGGCCCGCAGGCUAUGGGAAACCAGGCUUGCCAGGCUUAAAAGGCGAUCGUGGGCAACCAGGGAUGCCAGGAGUCAUUGGCGACAAAGGGGAACCAGGCAUAGAUGGGGAAGCAGGUGAGCAGGGCCCGCAGGGGCUCACUGGGCCCCCUGGGGUGCCAGGCUCCAUGGGCUUGCCAGGCAAACACGGGCUGCCAGGCCUCAAAGGGGAGGUUGGGCUGCCUGGGCCCCCUGGAAUACCAGGGAUGCGCGGAGACCAAGGGCCCAACGGGUUUGCUGGGAAACCAGGGGUGCCUGGCGAGAGAGGUUUGCCUGGGUCACAGGGACCCCCUGGGCCCCUGGGCCCAAAAGGAGAAUCAGGGUUCACAGGGCUCCCCGGGGUGCCCGGCUUAACAGGUAGUAUGGGACCAAAGGGAGACGGGGGGAUUCCAGGCCAGCCAGGCCUCCGGGGCCCCUCUGGGAUUCCAGGCCUACAAGGCCCUUCUGGGCCCAUGGGGCCACAAGGCUUACCAGGGCUGAAGGGGGAACCUGGCCUUCCCGGCCUGCCCGGUGAGGGGAAGGUAGGAGAGCCUGGCCUGAUGGGACCCAUUGGCCCACCUGGAAUACCAGGGACACCUGGAUUAAACGGGCCCCCAGGACUACCAGGGCCGCCUGGUCCCCCUGGGGCACCAGGGGCGUUCGACGAGACGGGCAUUGCUGGGCUGCACCUGCCGGACGGAGGCGUGGAAGGAGCGGUGCUGGGGAAUGGCAAGCCUGGGAAGCCACAGUACGGCAGAGGGGAGCUCUCUGCCCGGCUAGCACCUGCUUUCACGGCCAUCCUGACCUCCCCCUUCCCAGCCUCUGGCAUGCCCGUCAAAUUCGACAGGACUUUGUACAACGGGCACAACAGCUACAAUCCAGCCACUGGGAUAUUCACCUGCCCCAUCUCCGGCAUCUAUUACUUUGCCUACCACGUGCAUGUCAAAGGGACUAAUGUGUGGGUGGCGCUUUAUAAGAACAACGUGCCUGCCACCUACACCUACGACGAGUACAAAAAAGGCUACCUGGACCAAGCCUCAGGCAGCGCAGUGCUUGAACUGAAAGAGAAUGACCAAGUCUGGGUCCAAAUGCCCUCGGACCAAGCCAAUGGGCUGUAUUCCACAGAAUACAUCCACUCUUCCUUCUCCGGCUUCCUGCUUUGCCCCACAUAACAGCUGUUGGGGAGGUUUCCUUUUUACCCACUUUCGCCAUAAACUGUCUUGUGUUUUUUUUAAUAAUUUUUUUUAAAAAAUAAAAUAAAUACAAAAAAGAAAAAUCACUGGGAAGAACGCGCAAGUCAUUGGCGCAGGACCUCGCUUCACACUGUUUGCUCAAAGAGUCAAGAGGAUGCGUGGAGAGGAGCUUUUGUUGUUUCUUUGGGGGGGAACCAAGUGCAUUUGGAACAACUUUUACCUUGGUGACUGCACAUCAAACGCAGAAACUAGCUCGGGGUGGCAAGGAUCUAGCUAUGCAACUAAAUUGUUCUUUCACUCAGAGGAGGAAAGCUGAAGAAUCUAGACCCUUUUUGGUUGGUGAUCGAGUGUACUUGUUCCCGCUGUUAGCGCUUUCAAAUUAAAAAAAAGCCAUGUUGCGUGGGCACUAGCCAGUCCAGGGAUCCUACGCAUUCACCCCAAAUCUCUAGGAGUAGAGCUUCCUGGUAAAUAAACAAAUCCCCUUUCCAAUCAUUUCCCCCACGUUUCAAGCUUGGUUUAGACUGUGCUUUUCAUCAGUUUCUUGCAUUCAAUCAUGGUGGGUGGAUUUAGUUAAAAAGGUGCUUCUGCAAAGUGUUCCCCUUUGGAUAAGUAAAUAUUUAGGAAAAAAAUCUUUAGGACUAAUGUGCAUCAUUAUUAGCCUGGAAGUAGGAUAGGUGCCAGAUAUACUCCAAAUCCAGUCAGGGAAUUAGGGACCUGUGUGAUGAACAAUACUUCUUGACCUUUCAUUAAUUCAUGCAUUGGCAAGUUACAGGGCUAGUGCUAUCAUGAGGGUUUCUGUAGCCCAGAGACUUGAGGCUUAUGAAUGUUUUAUUUCCUGACAAUCCACAGAUGGCGUUACAAGCAAGGCUUAGGUUGCUACUAGCUGAUUUAAUGGAAGGUUUAGCAGUGCUUUCGGUAAGGUGCCAUUUAUGGACAUCUUACUUUUAAUGUCCGCCUGUCAGGAUGUGUAAACUUUUUCUCCUUCCACUUUAGGAACCUUUUAAUUAAAAAACCAACAUGCAUUCAUUCUAACUUGCCAUGCAUUCAUUCUCCAGCGGUGCUAUUAUCAACUAAGUGUUAUUUACAAGUGUAGUGCCAUUACUAUUUCUUUAAAGGGCACCGUUCUGCACGCAAGUUUCUGUGACAUAGGGAAAAAACCAUUUUGCACACGUCCUGUUGUUACCACUUUGCCUCAAUAAUGCUUGAAAUGGCAUUGAUUUGACUAUGAAUUUAGUUACAAAGUGUAUUUACAGUUUUUGGUAUUACAGCUCUUGGCCACACAGCGCCACUCACCUUGUUGAACGCUGUUGCUUUGCAUCUUGCCAUAAGGUAAAAUGGUUAGAGACCAUUGCAUUUAAAAGUUACUAAAGUGAUUCUUCUCAUCCUGGGUAGAUAGAAUGCUGUUGAAGUUAAGUCACAUAACAUACAGAAUUCUGUUCUGCAAAGAUGUGUGCCUAAGAAAAUAGCUGAAAUUCAUAGUCAAUAGCUCAGUGUUCAUUACUCUCAAAUGUCCAUGACGCUUGUAAUAUGGCCAAAGGAGAGAAAGAAUGUGACAAUAUUAUUUUCAAGAUUUAUUGUAGACACACGUAUUUAAACAUAGAUUUUGUUUCUUGAACUACACUCUGUGGGUCUUGGCAUCUAGGGCUUCCAUUUAUAAAAGCACACCUCUCCCUGAAUUACAAAAUAAGAAACACAAAAAGAAGGAAGUUAUAAACAAAAACAAAGGGGUGGGGAGACCCAAUUCCAGAAAGAUUCUGCCUGAAAUGUUAAACUAUGGAAUUUGUUUUUUUUCCUCUAUUUGGAUUUACAAGAGUAAGUUGUGAAGCGAUGGAACUUUUAACGAAGCCGAAUAUGGCUUGGGAUUUUGAACUCUGUCAGAAAUGUUGAAUGGCUCUGAGGUUCUUCUGCCUUCAGGAAUUAAAGGCCCAGAUUCUAUUGGCAAUCAGUUAUUUGCUUCCCACUUGAAAUAGGAGCUAUAAAGACCUAAAAUUAGACGAGGAGGAACUCAAUUGCGCUCUUCAAAUCCACACUUGAAAGGACAGUGGGAGCAUGGGACUUGUCUCUCCUUGGUUUAAAUGUAUUUUCCUGCGGAGAACUACAAUGAACUGGAGUUGAUAAUACAGCAUACCCCUUCAUUUCAGAGCAAAGAUGUCUCUCUACUUUUACCACAUAACACAGCCAGAGGCAGAGAUAGUAACUUGCAUACGCUGCCUGCAAUAGACCGGGUAAGGAAUUUCCCCUCCAAGGUGGAAGUUUAAGCCUGUUAUUCAUCAAAGCAACUUAUUUAUACUGUGUUCUAACCUAUGUUCUGUCCUGGAUUUGUUUUUAAUUCAAGCCUCUGGUUCCAGCUGGCAAAAACAGGGGCAGAAAUGCACAUUAUAACCAAACUCAAAUCUUAACUCAGUUUUGUAGAAAAUAUCACUUGCCAAUUUUCACUUUCCCUUCAUGUGCAGAGGAGAAAUCAUAAUCAACCUUCUGACGCGCUAUAACCCGUUACAUUGACACGGUAUGAAUGACAACAAUAUUACACACGCAGUGAGGCUAGGAAAACAAUGCACAGGGUGAAGGAGGGAAGGUGUUCCAAAAACCAGAUAUUGUGAGGAAGAUUUUUGUUGACGUAUUUAGUAUGUAAUGUUGCCAGCAGAGAGGUUUAUUUUCUGUCGUGUGUGAGCACUUGGGAUUUUGGGAUCUGUCACACACAGCAAAAAAUGGUUGGGGUGGAUGAACUUUGUCAAUUUUUAACUAUGAAAACUACAUUACAGUGUGCAUUUUUAUAUACAAAUUCUUAUCUUUUUUAAAGUUUACCUCUAGUAUCUUCUUUUCUAACCUAGUAUAUAGAGGAUUUUAGUUUUGUAAAUACCUAUUACAUGCACUGUCUGUCAUAGUAAAAUUGGUUUAAAAUGCACUCGGAUUGUGAUCAGAAACUGGCCUCUUCAGAAAUAAAACUACAGUACUUGAUUGUAUUGACACAACAUCAAUAAAACUUAUUGUAUAAAAGUUCAUCCCA